AUGGUUUGGUUAGGAGUUUGUUCAGAAGGCGUAACUCCUUUGGUUAUUUUGGAUACUGGCACGGUAAAUCAUCAACGAUAUAUUGAUGAAGUACUUCCUGUGGCUCUAAAGUAUGGAAAUAAUGUGUUUGGAGAUGAUUUGACAUUCCAGCAAGACGGCGCCAAGCCUCAUACUCACAAACUUUCUCAAAAAUGGUGCAAUGAUCAUUUUCCUGGAGUUAUUGACAAAGAUCAUUGGCCGCCGAAUUCUCCGUACUUGAACCCUUUAGACUGCUCUAUUUGGGACAAAUUUGUUCACAAAGUCAACUGGAACAAAGCUCAGUCAAAAAAAAAGUUAAUUGCGGAGUUGAAGCGAGCUGUGAAACGAAUUAGAAAAGAAGUUGUACUGAAAAGUUUGACUCUAUUUGGUUGCUGUCGAAUAUGUUGUAAAAAUGAUGGAAUAUUUAAUGAAAGUUGUUCACAAAUCUUUUUUAACACUGUAUCAACAACAACAGCUGAACAAUGA
Rotaria socialis is the source of this 504-nucleotide messenger RNA. Lineage: Eukaryota; Metazoa; Rotifera; Eurotatoria; Philodinida; Philodinidae. The record is from the annotation of a GenBank genome assembly.